GGACAGCCAAAAACACAGGGUCCUCGGCGGAAGGACCUCACAGAGGGGUAAACAAAAAAAGAUGUUGAGUUAAUUAACCCGCAAUCAUCGAUUUUAGAUGAAUUAACUUUGUUGCAACGUGCAGUUACUCACGACGCGAUGGCAGAGGAUAACGAGCUGGAAAAGCGUGCGAUAGAGGAGCUCCUCAGGGAGACUGACAGAGCUCGGGUGAGAGCAGAGACCAUGGGCCCUGCAGGAUGGUUGAAGUGUCCCCUGCGGAGCACCAACAAGCGCUUCCUCCUCAACACCCUGCGCUCCACCGGCCUGCAGCGGCGCAGCGGUGAGCCCAGAGCGGGACACUCCUCCACAAGAGGGCGCCUGAGGAGCGAGACCCCGGACAGAAGCCGCGACCGCAGCAGAUCGCCUCCCACAGACCGCAGGAGCAACGGAGGCCACACGGACCGUAAAAACCAUCACAGGGACAGCCGGAGUAAUAAAGACAAGACAGAGGACAGAGACAAGGAGAGGAGGUACAGACACAGAGACAACAUAAACGGGAGACAUGGGGAAGAUGGACAGAAGAGACAGACUUCAUGAAUAAACACCUCUGUUUAGAGGAGGAGCACUGCUUUUCCUGAAGCCACUCCCUCUCCAGGGAAGUGGACACUCCUGAAACUGAUCUCUGACCAGCCAGCACACCUCACAGAGCUACAGGAGUCCUGUUCACCUGGCAUGUUAGACAGAGCCAGAAAAAACACUGAUUUGAUUUUUUUUAAAAAAGACUAAACGUUUUCUCCUAGGGAAAGACUAGGUGGACGAUUGUCUCACAUGUUAUUAACUCUUAACUUUUUAACGUUAAGUUUUUCUUUUUGUCCCAAAUCUUCCAGGGUAGUUGGAAUGAAUAAACUAUCAAAGGGCUGUUACAGCUCAGGAAAUGA
This is a messenger RNA of Lates calcarifer (barramundi perch), 917 nucleotides long. RefSeq lists its product as uncharacterized. The transcript is spliced from 3 exons. The coding region runs from base 139 to 576 and encodes 145 amino acids. Lineage: Eukaryota; Metazoa; Chordata; Actinopteri; Centropomidae. The record is from RefSeq and is a predicted model, not a curated record.